AUGCCGGCCUCCAAGAAGCGCAUCCAGAACCGCGGCACGCUCAAUGUGGGCACGCAGCAGGUGCCGGCGGCGCUCAAGGACUGGGUGCACAUUUGGCACGGCGUCAAGGUGAAUAACGGGUCGGAGGACACGUCCAUCUUCCACGCGGGCUCGCGCAUCGAGGAGAUGCCGUUCUGGAAGCAGUUCAUCCGGCUGCCGGCCAACUCGCUGUUCCCCAGAGUCUUCACGAGCUCCAACCCGAGGAAACCGUACAAGGACUUCCUCUACGUGUUGCUGAACAUGCGCUGGCCGAUGCUGCUGAUGGUGCUGCUGGCGGUCUUCAUGGCCAACAUUUUCUUCUUCGCAGCUGUCACGUGCUUCAUUUGUGGAGAGCCGACCAACUUCUUCGAGGCGUUCGACUUGAGCUACCAGACCUUCACCACGAUCGGAUUCGGCGUUGUGUACCCCACGCGCACGUGUGGCAAUGUGAGUAUGUCUGUGGAGUCGUUCGCGUCCAUGAUGGUCGUGUCGGCCGUCACGGGUCUCGUAUUUGCGAAAUUCGCCAAGCCGCAGGCCAAAGUUGCCUUUAGCAAGGUUUGCGUGGUACAGCCUUACGGUAAAAAGUACCUGGCGCUUGUGGUACGAGUGGCGAAUGCGACGCAGUCGCGCGAUGUGACCCACGAUGUGAUCAUGGAGGCCGUGUUCAAGGUCAACUUGCUGCGCGUGGAGCACAAGACUAAACACAUUCGGGCUCACGAUGAUGAAGCCACGGAGAAACGGAGGCUAUCGCGGUCGGCUCACUAUAUUAUCAACGAUGCUGAGGAUGCGGUGGACAACCCCGCGUGCUCACCGACCAAGGUGCUUACUUCGUACAACCUGAAGCUGCUGCAGAACAACUUCAUCACAUUCCGCAUGGGCGUUGCUGUAGUGCACGUGAUUGACGAGACCAGUCCGCUUUUCGGGAUGUCGAAAGAUGAUAUUGCCCAGUCUGACAUGCUGAUAGAGGUGGCCAUGUCGGGAGUCGACUCCACACUUCAAGACACAGUUUCAGAGCGCUACAUCUACACGGCAGCAAAUCUGAUGUGGGGAUACCGCUUCGCCGAAUUGCUGGAAUUUAACGAACGGGAGGCGGAAGUCAUCAUGAACUUUGCAAAGCUCAGUACGGUCGAGGCUGCGCCGAUCGAUAAUGCUCGGUAUCUAAAGCCAAUUUUCUCGAAUGGGGGCUACCGCGACAGCCACGAAAGCAGCAAGAGUGGAUAUACCCAUACAGUUGCCGGUCGGCGUUCACAUCGUAAGUCGAAGGUAUGGCAUCGCGAGGAAGAACGUCACCCCUAUCAUGACGAAGCAGUGCAUGAAGUUCCAGCCGAGUACUCUGAGUCCAUUAUGAUGAGCUCAAGAUCAGGAUCGUGGGACGGGCAGUCCAAUGCAGACUCGACUGUACCAGCUCAAUCACACCCUCCUGUUUCGUUCUCAAAGAAGCCUGGCCCGAAGAAGUUUGCAAUGGGACUAGAGCCACUGUUUGAACCAUUGCUACAGCAGCCGUUUGGAACACAGCGAAUACCGAAAGCUCCGACCGCCGAAACUCGAGCAGCUCAAAGAGGAGGACUGCGAGUAUGGAGAGAAAACGAGGCGUCUCUGAAGGAAGGGCGGAGCAGGCACCACGGUGGUGGACGUAACAGUGACGGAGGUCGGGGCUCUUUCGAGGGUCCAAACGGCCUCCGAGCGAAGAAUUUUCUCCAGCGAGAAAUGGCAGGCUCUGUCAUGAUUGACGACGACGCCAGCACGAUCUCGCAGGAGGAAGGACACAAGGACGACAUCGCCGAUAUUGAUGAUAUCGAUGGCAUUGGCGUUGAAGUUGAUAAUAUCGACUAUGACAGCGACGAAGGAGAUGAGGGUGCGGAGGCCGUUGAACAAAUGGAUAUUAGUUGCCGUCGACAACGCGCUCAGACAACUUGGUCCGCCGUGUCCAUUGAAGUCGAAGACACGCCUCGAUUCUUGCGUAUUUUGCCCGUGCACAUCCCAAAGUCGUUCAGCUUCAUGCGCUUCUACCAAAGUGCUCUGCACGUGCGCUGGCCCAAGAUCAUCGUCGUGUUCAUCGUGGUUUUCCUGGUCCUGAACUUCGUGUUUGGGUUUCUGUACUGGCUUGACGAGAGCAACAUCUCCGCUUAUGACGACGUGGUGGUCCCCAAGUAUGAACUGGCGUUCUACAUGAGCGUCCACACACUAGCCACCAUCGGCUAUGGGUCCAUCGCGCCGAUGCCGGACUCCGUCUACAUGAACGUUGUCGUGUUCAUCGAGUCGAUGGUGGGGAUCAUCGCGGUGACGAUCAUCACAGGCAUCGCCUGGUCCAAGUUCGCUCGGCCCCGAGCGCACAUUCACUUUUCGUCCAAGAUGACUAUCUCCACCAUCUACGGCCACAGGUGCCUCGUUUUCCGAGCCGCCAACACGCGGCAUUCCGGCGAGGUGCACGAGAACUUUUUCCGCAUCGGCGUGAUUCUCACGAAUCGACGUACAGGACUGCGUCAGAUGUACGACGUGCCGCUUGUGACGGCGGAAUGGCCGUCCAUCAAGCUACCGGCGACGCUCAUCCACGUCAUUAACGAGAACUCGCCGUUCUACAAGUUCCACUCCAUGGAGGACCUCUCUCAAUCUCGAGUUGCGGUCAUCGCGUUGCUGACGGGGCUGGACACGACGUUCUCCGAGAACGUGUACGCGCGCAAAAUGUACUUCUGGGACGACUUCGAGUACGAUAUGCGGUUCGCGGACUUCGCAGUCAUCGAGCGCGACCGCGUCAUCGUCGACUACGAGCGCUUUGACCGACUCAUUCCAGAGGACCGAGAUGAACAAGUCAUCACGACGCCGGUGCUGUCCGAGAGGUCUUCCAUUGCAGACGUAGUUUAG
Molecule: messenger RNA, 2880 nt
Organism: Phytophthora sojae
Lineage: Eukaryota; Oomycota; Peronosporomycetes; Peronosporales; Peronosporaceae
Exons: 2
Coding region: 1-2880 (959 amino acids)
Biological process (GO): potassium ion import across plasma membrane; regulation of monoatomic ion transmembrane transport
Cellular component (GO): plasma membrane
Molecular function (GO): inward rectifier potassium channel activity
Source: RefSeq, a predicted model, not a curated record